This is a messenger RNA of Mugil cephalus (flathead mullet), 5283 nucleotides long. RefSeq names its product DEAH (Asp-Glu-Ala-Asp/His) box polypeptide 57 (gene dhx57). Gene Ontology annotation, molecular function: RNA binding; ATP binding; metal ion binding. NCBI's taxonomy places the organism in Eukaryota, Metazoa, Chordata, Actinopteri, Mugiliformes, Mugilidae. The transcript is spliced from 25 exons. The coding region runs from base 150 to 4508 and encodes 1452 amino acids. Gene Ontology annotation, cellular component: intracellular anatomical structure. The record is from RefSeq and is a predicted model, not a curated record.
AACCUGUAACCCGGAAGAGAAACUUUUUCGGCCAAUGGAAGAGAUGCAGGCUAGCCGGUGGACAGAACAGCUGGCUCAGGAUCAUUGGAGGCUCCCAAAUCCCAGUACAUGCAUUUCUCCUGCAAUGACGGGACACUGAUUGAAAAGACAUGAGUGCGAGGAGAAAAGGUGGGAAGCCAAACAGAGGAGGAGGGAGAUUUAACAAACCAAGAGGAGGAGGUGGUGGCCGGGGAGGCGGAGGAGGGGGCGGAGGUGGAGGUGGAAGUCGGAAAUCAGGAGCCAGUCACUGGAUCGAUGACGAUGAUGAUUUCAGCCUUGAUUUUGGACCCGCUCGUUCCAGCAGACCCAGCAGAGGACGAGGUGACAGUGGACGUUCCAGUGGCAGGGAUGGGGGUCGAGGCAAGGGGGGCAGGGAUCGAGAGAGAGACGGUAGAAGGGAUGGGAAAAGCAGCGGUAAGGCUCUCCCGAGGUCCCUGGCGAAUACCAGGGUUUACCCGAAGCCUGGGGACAGCUUCAGGCCAGAAGCGAGCACCAUGCCCAUGCAGAGGAUCUUCAUGACUAACGAGAACCAAGAACAACUCAAGGAGCUACUGCGACAUCUACAGACCCAGGGCUUUGAUGAGCCUUAUGAUGAAUCUGGUUCAGAUUAUUCAGGGGAACAAGAGGAGGAGGAAUUUGAUGAACUGGAUCACCGCGAUGAAGGCCAGUUCUGGGCCACUAAUGAUGAGCCUGUGGAGCGAGCAGAAAGCCCAGAAUAUGACCCAGAUGAAGAUGACGAGCGGCCAACGCCUGAACCAAUCAUCUCAUUAUUUGCCAUAGGAAAACUCUGCAGGUAUGGUUUUGACAGGGAGCGCAGUAAACAAGCUCUGGAGACGUGUGGUGGAGAUUUUGGAGCCACUCUUGAGCAGCUCCUGCUUCAGGUUUUCACAGAGCGCUACGGCCAGAAAGCCGUUUGCCCCGACGGCGUUGAUGGGGUCCCUAUGGAUGAGUGCUUGAGCCAGCGACAAGAGGAAUCCCUGGCCCUGGCUGCCAUUUAUGGUGACCGCUUCAGUGAGCGCAUCGCCAACGCAGUCUGGACUGUAACCCUAGAUCUCUCGUUCCUCUCAAACAGUGCUUCCAAAAGCGUGGGAGUGGUUAAGGGUCGAAAUGGUGGAAAAGCCACAAAUAACCGUGACAUCUGCAGAUUCUACUUGAAAGGUCAAGGCUGCCGGUUUGGAGACAAAUGCAAAUUCAAACAUGAACUUCUCCCAAAAGAGAAGCCUGGGUCUGGUUGCUCAGACGUAACAGGUCCAAGCCAGCCUGGCAUCAGCAGUUAUUCUCCUCCUGAGUAUGAACUAGAGGUUCGCUUCCCCAAAGGGAACCGUUACCCCUUCCAGGCACCGAUAGUUGCCUUCAGCACCAAUGACGAGUCUGCCGGGGCUUCAGGGAGGCUCAGUGUGACAGAGAGAUUAUUUGGUGAAGCGUUGUCUGCAGCAAAGUCCAGCGAACCUGUCGUUUACUCUCUGAUAAGUUUAUGUGAGGACGAAGUUACCAUGAAGGAACUGCUGGCUGUCAACCAUCACAAAUACAGCUCACCCCCACCCGUCGUGGUGGCUCCUCCACCUUCUCUUACCAUAGCAAAGAGUAAGAGCGUGAGGAGCAAUGCUCCCGAGGAGACCAGGGCUAGCAGCACCAGCAGCAGCAAUCACACAAACAACAAGAGGACUGCUCCAUCCAACAACCAGAGACGCGUAGAUGUGAAAGAUACCGGAGAGGCUGAGGAUCUGGAUGAAAGGGACGAAGAUGAAGAAGACGAAGCUGUUCCUGUUGUGGAUGAGAGUUACGUCAACCUGAGGAAGAAGAUGGUGAAUAAGCACAAUCAGAAGAUGGGCAACGUACUGCAAGAAAACGGCAAGCUGUGCCGGGAGUUCCAGAAGAAACAGUCAUCAAGGCGAUUCAAGUCAAUGCUGGAGCAGAGGAGUAACCUCCCAGCUUGGCAAGAAAAGGAGAACAUCCUGGAUGUGUUGGACGAAUGUCAGGUGCUGGUGGUCAGCGGGAUGACUGGGUGUGGUAAGACCACUCAGAUUCCUCAGUUCAUUCUGGACGCCUCUUUAAGCGGUCCAGCAGACCAGGUGGCCAACAUCAUCUGCACCCAGCCACGCCGCAUCUCCGCCAUCUCCGUGGCCCAGAGAGUGGCGCAAGAGCGCGCAGAGUGCCUGGGGAACUCCGUGGGCUACCAGAUCCGCCUGGAGAGCGUCAGGACGUCAGCCACCAGACUGCUGUACUGCACCACAGGUGUGCUGCUGAGGAGGCUGGAGGGCGAAGCGGACCUUAAAGGUGUGACGCAUGUCAUCGUGGACGAGGUGCAUGAGCGGACGGAGGAGAGUGACUUCCUGCUGUUGGUGCUCAAAGACUUAAUUAUUCAAAGGCCAGACUUGAAGAUUAUUCUAAUGAGUGCCACUCUUAAUGCCAACCUCUUCUCCGAGUAUUUCUACAACUGUCCUACUAUUCACAUACCAGGGCGUACUUUCCCUGUUGAUCAGUUCUUUCUCGAAGAUGCCAUCGCUAAAACUGGCUAUGUCAUUGAGGAUGGCAGCCCGUACAUGCGCUCAGGGAAACAGAAUUUUUCUUCCGGGAGUGGGAGAGGAAGCAAAGGCAACUCGAGGGACGUGGUGGAUGACUUGGGCGAUGACGUUUGGAACUUCAUGUCUUUCUGUAAGAAGGACUUUGUCAAAGACUCUAUCCCGGACCAGCAGCUCAGCCUGCAGGAUCUCACAGUCCGAUACAAAGAUACUAAGAAGUCUGUGCUCAAGACGAUCGCUGCGAUGGACCUGGACAAGAUCAACAUGGACCUGGUGGAAAGCCUGCUGGAGUGGAUAGUGGGUGGAAAGCACAACUACCCACCAGGUGCCGUUCUCGUGUUUUUGCCUGGACUCGCUGAGAUCAAGAUGCUGUAUGAGCAGCUCCAGUCCAACAGGAUGUUCAACAACAGGCGCACGUCCAGGUGUGUGGUGUACCCACUCCACUCCACUUUGUCCAAUGAGGAGCAGCAGGCGGUUUUCAGCCGGCCCCCAGAGGGUGUCACGAAGAUCAUCAUCUCCACCAACAUCGCUGAGACCUCGGUAACCAUUGACGACGUGGUGUACGUCAUCGACUCUGGCAAGAUGAAGGAAAAAAGAUACGAUGCUACUAAGAGCAUGGAGAGCCUGGAGGACUCGUGGGUUUCUCGGGCCAACGCGCUGCAGAGGAAGGGUCGAGCAGGUCGCGUGGCCUCGGGCGUCUGCUUCCACCUCUUCACCAGCCACUGCUUCCAACACCAGCUGUCUGAGCAACAGCUGCCUGAGAUCCAGAGAGUUCCCCUGGAGCAGCUCAGCCUCCGAAUCAAGAUCCUGGACGUUUUCGCGGAGCUGACUCUGGAGUCGGUGUUCUCUCGGCUCAUCGAGCCCCCGGCCAUGGGGAGCUUGGACGCGGCCAAGCAGCGCCUCCAGGACCUGGGAGCUCUGACCGUGGACGAGAAGCUGACCCCGCUGGGCUACCACCUGGCCUGCCUGCCUGUAGACGUGCGCAUUGGAAAGCUCAUGCUGUUCGGCGCCAUCUUUCGCUGCCUCGACCCGGCUCUCACCAUCGCUGCCAGUCUGGCCUUCAAAUCACCGUUUGUGUCUCCAUGGGACAAGAGAGAGGAAGCCAACGAGAAGAAACUGGCCUUUGCUGUGGCCAGCAGUGACCACUUGGCUUUGUUACAGGCAUAUAAGGGAUGGUGCUGCGCCGCAAAGAACGGCCACCAGGCUGGUUUCGUUUACUGCAGGGAGAACUUCCUGUCUUGGCGUGGUUUACAGGAGAUCGCCAGUCUGAAGAGACAGUUUGCUGAGCUGCUGUCUGACAUUGGCUUCAUCAAGGAGGGACUGAGGGCCAGGGUUAUUGAGCGCAUGUGCUCUAAGGGCACUGACGGUGUCCUGGAGGCCACUGGUCCUGAGGCAAACCUGAACUCAGAAAACAUCCGGCUGAUGUCCGCCAUGCUCUGUGCUGCACUCUAUCCCAAUGUGGUCCAGGUACGAGCUCCUCAGGGGAAUUACAAGAUGACCAGCAAAGGAGCGAUGAAGAUGCAGCCCAAAGCCAACGAGCUCCGCUUCAUGACCAAGAGCGACGGCUGCGUCCAUGUGCACCCGUCGUCUGUCAACUACACGGUGCGCCACUACGACAGCCCCUACCUGGUUUACCACGAGAAGGUGAAAACGAGCCGCAUCUUCAUCAGGGACUGCAGCAUGGUGUCAGUCUACCCUCUGGUGCUGUUCGGAGGCGGCCAGGUCAACGUAGAGCUGCACAAAGGAGAGUUUGUCAUCUCCCUGGAUGACGGAUGGAUCAGAUUUGCUGCCUCUUCACAUCAGGUGGCUGAGCUGGUGAAGGAGCUGCGCUGGGAGCUGGACCAGCUGCUGGAGGACAAAAUCAGGAGCCCGAGCAUGGACCUGUGCAGCUGCCCCCGCGGCUCCCGCAUCAUCCGCAUGAUCGUCCACCUCAUCUCCACGCAGUAGCUCCGCGUUUGUCACCGUCAAGGGCUUAAAUGCAGGGAUGCUCUGUCGUGUAACUGGGUUCGUGCUCCUGAUCCAAAAGGCGUGAGACCGAGAACCUUCGCAGGCGUUCGCGCUGCUGCAUCACUGCCACGGAGUCAUUUUUAAUGAUCCGCCUGGGAACGUGUUCGGGGUUCAGCAGGGCCGGCACUGUACAUGAAGGGACGAUUACACCACACCACCCUGUUGCUACCUGACACAGUACCACAACUAUCAGUUUACACAAAUGUGUUUUUCUGUUGCUGCACUACAGGCUUUUCAAACAAAUGACUCUAUGCAGGUGAUGUGUUAAAGCUCUUGUCACUUGUUCCUUAAGUCUUGUUUACAACAUGCAGCAAUAGAAGAAGAAAAAAAAAAGUGCAGUAAAUUGGCACUCAACUGAUUGUUAAAUUUGAUGUCACAUAUUUUGUGUAAUGUACAUUUUUAUUUUGAGUUGUGUGUCCUACUCACAACUGAGGUUUCUUGGGUCCAUAUUGGAUUUCUUAAACUAAACGCGACUGUACUGAUAAAUGUUAUGAGUAUUUAUUUGUAAUGCAUGACUGAGAGAUCCAAGAGCUUCUGCAUGGAAUUCACCCGUUUUACAUUUACUGAAUGUAUUUAAACGUUAGUGAUGUCACAACCACGCAAGGGCUUUUACAAUCAGGUGGGAGAUGCCAAAGAAUUUAAAAGCCGCUGUCUUACCAAGUGAUGAAUUCCUCCGCACUACAAAUGAAAAUAAAGCAAACAUGACUGGCAGCAA